Molecule: messenger RNA, 96 nt
Organism: Penicillium oxalicum
Lineage: Eukaryota; Fungi; Ascomycota; Eurotiomycetes; Eurotiales; Aspergillaceae
Exons: 1
Coding region: 1-96 (31 amino acids)
Source: RefSeq, a predicted model, not a curated record
AUGGGAUGUACCAUUGCAGCUUGGACCAACCUCCUCCUCCUCCCCCCCUUUUCUUUGUGCCAGACUCAGCCCGGGGAACCAAGCGGGCAGCAUUAA